UAGUACUGAUCCAUUGACGUAACCAGAAAGGAAGGCAAGUUGGAUGUUCAAGAUUAGGAGACUUUAAAAUGAACUAAUGCAGUAGUGACAGCAACGGAAAAAGCUUUUUCCCUCGGUGCCAUUAACAGCAAAAAAUUGAAUAGUCUUUGGCACCAAAUGACGCAAGAAAAAAGUUUGAUGCUUGUGGUUUGAUGCGUUGUAGUUUUGAGCCUUCAAAAUGAACUUUACAACCGAUUCUUACCAAGAUCAGCUGAGCAGCCAAGUGCCAGAGCCUUACGCUUCAAGAAUUUUUCGUCUUGUUCUCUACGCCAUAGUUUUCGUAUUAACCGUUGGAGGAAAUGUCCUGGUCUGCACAGUCGUGAUAAACAAUCGAAAACUUAGAAGCAUGCAAAGGUUUUAUUAUGGAUAUUUUCUGAUGAAUCUUGCUUUUGCCGACCUAGCUGUGGCCUUGCUCUGCAUUCCUUUCACCGUUGUUUACUACGAAACUGGUAACUGGCCGUUCAGUGCGUUCAUGUGUAAGCUCGUUCCAACGCUACAGGUAACAAGUGUAAGUGCAUCUAUUUUUACGCUUACUGUGAUGACUUACGAGCGAUAUCAGGCUAUUGUACAACCCCUCAAAGCUCAAAUUCCUAAGAAAAAAGUUCUAACAAUGUUGGGAAUGGCUUGGAUUUUUGCCUUCGUUUCGGCCUCGCCAGAAAUAUUCGCCUACCAAUUCCACGACAAUGCAAGUCAAAAAUUCCAAUGUAGAGAAUUAUGGCCGCACCAAAAAUACAGGCAAUCGUACACGAUGUUUUUAUUCGUCUGCACCUAUCUUUUUCCUUUGAUGGUUAUUUUUCCUACUUAUAUCAAAAUGAUGAGUACCCUUAAGAAGUCGCACUCUUUCAACAAUACUGACAAGAAGUUACGGUGGAAAAGUCUACGAGUUUUGAUCGCCGUUGUCAUCAUCUUCGCCACGAGUUAUCUCCCUCAGCACAUUCUUUUUCUUGCCAUGGAUUUUGGAAGCGGUUUGAGCUUCCCAUAUUUUGAGAUAACCCUGAAAUACUGCUAUUUGAUGGUCUGGGUAUCAAGCUGUUCCAAUCCUAUCAUUUAUGGCGCGUUAGAUGACUACUUUAGGGAUAAGUACGCCAGGAUUUUACGGCAUUGCGUGGCAGUUAAGAGAUCAACGAAGAAGCUUUCGCGGGCGACGAUCUCUUAUUCACAAGGCACAUUGAACCCACAAAAAUCAUCACCUACAGAGCAAACACUCGAGAAGGAGCGCAUACCAAGAGAUCAGUCUGGAAGACUAGAAGAAAUCUCAUCGCCGCAGUCGAACAUCUUGGAAAGCUACUCAGCCAAUAAUGACAAGAAUGACUUCAAGCAGGUCACUCCUCUUCUUGGGUGCUCCGAUACUUGAGACUGAACAUCGAUCUCAAUAUAACUUUGUUAUUUCAAAUUUUACAUUUUUUUUUAUCGAUACCAUGAAAGGACCGCUCUGGGAUGAUCUAGUCGGGGCAUGGCUAACUCACAGAUCUAACCUUGAAACAACCUCUGAGCCGAUCUAAUCGAGGUAUGAUUAACUCACAGGUUGAACCCUGAAAACAAACACCUAAUGAGUUGAUCUAAUCGGGGCAUGAUUAACUCACAGGUUGAACCCUGAAAACAACCACCUAAUGAGCUGAUCUAAUCGGGGCAUGGUUGACUCACAGAUUAAACCCUGAAACAACCACCUCCCACCUAAUGAGCUGAUCUAAUCGGGGCAUGGUUGACUCACAGAUGAAAGAAUUUAGUGCGUGAGGAUUCGCGGAAGGAGAAAAACCGGAGAACUCAGAGAAAAACCUUCGAAUCAGGGAAGCAGCAUGUGUUGCCAAGUCCAGGAAUCGAACCUGAAACCCCAGAGGUAAAAAUAAAAUUUGGGAAGUUUUCCUUAAUUAAAUUAAUAUAUUUCCACAUAACGUAAAAAAAGGUUUGGCUGUGUUUUUGCUUUGUUUUCCCAUUUGGUUAGUAUUAUCGUAGAUCAAUCUUCGCCUCAACUACGAAAAAAGGCAUUCGAGAGGGAUUUUUUUCCGAAUUUUAUGACCCUUUUAUUUAAAGAAAUAGCUUCCUGAACUAGUGCUGUUUCUUAUCAAGUAUUCCCACGUCUAAUCUAUUGAUCUAUGGGUUUUAUUUAUAUACUAUACAACAGUUUUUGAAUUCUGGACAAAUACCGCUGUGUUCCUUGAUUGCGCGCAGACUCGUUUACUCAGACUUCUAAAUAUUCGCAAUGCCAAUGUUAAAGUUAAGACUUUACAACUUAAUAAACUAUUAUAAAAACA
Messenger RNA from Actinia tenebrosa (Australian red waratah sea anemone), 2291 nucleotides. RefSeq names its product galanin receptor type 1. Gene Ontology annotation, cellular component: plasma membrane. Gene Ontology annotation, biological process: G protein-coupled receptor signaling pathway. Gene Ontology annotation, molecular function: G protein-coupled peptide receptor activity. The record is from RefSeq and is a predicted model, not a curated record. Lineage: Eukaryota; Metazoa; Cnidaria; Anthozoa; Actiniaria; Actiniidae.